CAGGAAUUGCACAAUUAAUUUCACGUUCGCAGUUUCCUCCUACAGAAGUUAUUCUCAAACAUGCGCAGUAUAAUAAAGGAGGGGCAGCAAUGCCCUUUUCCCUGCGGCCUGCCUGGGUGACGGAGCUGCUGACGGGCGCAGCGAGGCUCUCGUCAUGAGCAAUUCCAUGCGGCUGCGGGAUGGCGGCGCGGCCGUCACGUCGGGCCCGGGGUGCCUCUGGUCUCCGCAAGAGACGACGGAAACGGCCGGGCUCGCGCUCUGUUCUUGGCGAACCGUCACCCGCAGGCGGCGGCGGCCCCUUUCCUGGGCCCUACGUCAGCCCCGCGUUUCGGUCAAUUGCGAGAGAAUCACAAGGGCGGGGGCGGGGCCGGGGGUGCGCAUGCGCGCCAGGGUCCCGCUGCGGCGGCCGGGCCGGCGGCCGGGCGCCCCCUGGCGGCGGCGGGCCGUGCCGGUGCCGCCAUGGGCGCCGGGGGGCUGUGGGCGCUGCUGGCCGCGCUGCGGGCGGGCUGGUGCCUCCUGCCGCAGGCCGGCUACCUGCAUCCCGACGAGUUCUUCCAGUCGCCCGAGGUGAUGGCAGCUCUCCUUGCAGAACAGCUGUUUUCCCAUUAAUGACAUCUGGAGUUACCUACUGGGUGAUCAAGUCUUUGCAGCAGCUGGACAUAUGUUCAAGUUGCAUCAACAGCUACACCCUUCUCGUAUCACCUCGCCUUCUCUUUACAAUGUUUUCUUUCAUACUCGACUAUAGUGUUUAUCGAUUAGCUCCUUCCUGGGAAGCGGAUCCAUGGAAAGCACUGGUACUUCUUGCCGGAUCGUAUGUCACUCUGGUAUUUUACACGAGAACGUUUACCAACACGCUUGAGGGACUUCUCUUUGCUCUUCUGAUGGUACUGGUAUCCUCAAGAAAGUCUGCCGGCAGUUUAGCAGAGCCUACAAGCAGCCCUCUCAUAGGUAUUAUAACGACUGCUGGGUUUUUCAACAGGCCAACCUUUCUGGCCUUUGCCCUAAUGCCCCUGCUUUACUGGGCAGGCUUAAUUGUAGACUCUCAAAAGAGCAUUAAAACUGCCAUAAACCACUUUUUGAAGCUUGUCCUAUGUGCAUGUUUUACUGCCAUUGUUUUUGUAACAGCUGAUACCCUCUAUUUCACCUCCCUGGAGUUAGGCAACCUCUACAACAUUAAAAAGAGCAGCCUGUUUGAUGUAAUAGGUCAACUGAAUGAGAAAAUUAUAGUAACCCCUUUCAAUUUUCUUAGCUAUAAUCUUAAUCCUCAUAAUCUCGCACUGCAUGGGAGUCACCCACGCAUUACACAUUUUACAGUCAACGGAAUAAUGCUCUUUGGGAUCUUACAUAUUCUGGCCAUUGGUGCUGGUUUUAAAAUGUUAAAGAAAUAUAUCCAUCAAUUAGUACGGGUCAAGUCAUAUUACCAUGGGCCAUCUGGGCUAUUAGUGCAUUCUGAGGGCAAUCCAAUGUUACUGCUGUUUUAUUUUGUUCCUUUGGCAUUUCUCUCCCUGUUCAGCCAUCAAGAACCUCGGUUUCUCAUUCCUCUCAUCGUGCCAUUAGUCCUGUUCAGCACAUCACAGAACAGAGCUGUGAAGUGGAAACACGUCAUUGUUAUUUUCAAUGUUCUCGGGGCUUUGCUGUUUGGGUGCUUACACCAGGGAGGACUGAUACCGUGCUUGUUUCACUUGGAGCACCUCGUGCAUUCUCCAGAGUCCCCGCACCACCCAAGACAUUACACUCUACUCUUUGCUCACACCUACAUGCCUCCUAGGUCUCUGCUUAAUAUCAAGAAGAGGGACACGCAUAUAGAAGUCAUUGAUAUGGCUGGGUCUGAAGAGGAAACCCUCUGCCAAACAGUUGAGCAGCGUGCAAACAAUUUUACCUGCAAUGACUGUCAGGUUUUUGUUAUAAUCCCUGGUACAGUCAGAGCCACAAUUACAAAAUGCAGUGUCUCGUUCAAGAAUGAGACUUUGAUAUUUCCACACUUAUCAAUGGAAGACCCACCUCAAAUGCCCUUCCUGUUCAGUGGGAACUGGAGAAGUCAGUUAGGACUCUACAUCCUUCAGCUAGGCAGAGAUCAGCAGAGCCUUUAGAUUUCAGGAGAGCAAUGUUUUAGUUUUCCACUUCACUUGGGUGCUGCCUAAAGGUGCUAUGAGACUUUCCUCUUCACAGGCCCACCUUCAGCCCAAGCAGUGGCACUAGGGGGUCUCCCAAGUCUCUUUCUUCCCUUCAAACUCUCACGCUCACCAGUAUAGCCAGUUUCUGGAUAGAACCUGCUUAAGAUCUGAGUUAUUCAGCCCCUGUGGUGUUUCAUAUCAACUUGUGUAAUUUUCCUGAAGAGAGAGGAUGAAAUCAGAGGAUGAAACAAAACUCUGAUUCAAGCUUAGCUCUUCCCAUGUGAGCUUUAUUUUUGAAAGUUCUUAUAACCUCUGACAGAGGUUUGUGGAUUAUGUGGGUUUUACUGAUACUAGGCAUGAACUCAGCUGCUGGAGAGAGCUUACAGGACUAGACGAAAGCUGCUCUGACUCUAAGCUUUUAUUUUACGCUCUUAAAAAUUCGGAGCCCGCACUCAAUCACUAGACCAGACUGCAGCCACAAUAUAGGCAUCAGCGCUGUAAUAUUGCCUUGGGUGGUUGUGUCUUGAAAAAUCACCAGCAUUGAUGUGGUUUAGAACACAGAAGAUGCUUCAGCAUAAGUACUUGUACUAAAUCCUAAAAUCCAAGCUUUGCCUGUUCAGUGUUUCUUGCUACAGUUCUGUUCUUGUGGACGCGCUACAUAUGUAUUGCAUACAGCAGCUCGAGAAUGCUGCAUUUUGAUGGCAUGAAGCCUGUCUG
This is a messenger RNA of Phalacrocorax carbo (great cormorant), 2831 nucleotides long. The record is from RefSeq and is a predicted model, not a curated record. NCBI's taxonomy places the organism in Eukaryota, Metazoa, Chordata, Aves, Suliformes, Phalacrocoracidae.